AUGACAGAUCUGGUUUUUUCACUUUUUAGAGUUUUUACCAGUUCAGAUGAUUGGGGACCUUUUGUAAUUAGAUGGCUAGUUGCUGGAUCAGUUGGACUGUUAGCUAUUAUAUAUGCAUUUCUUAAAUGGCAGAGAAAUACGUCACUGAAUUGGGUUAAAGCAGCUGCUUUGGCGAAGAAAAAUGUAUUGAAUAAAUUAAAACUUCCUUUCUCACAUCAUACAUGGAUAGAGGACUUUGCUUACGGUGGGCAGCCAUCAACAUGUUCCGUCUGUUUGAACGCUCUUGUGUGCCCUCAACAAGUGGGUCCUGUAAAAGCAGCAUCACCUGUUCCACUCCAUCGGUGUGCAGUUUGUAGUGUAGCAGCUCACUCCUGGUGUUCCCCAUAUGCCCCGAAAGAUUGCAAAUGUGUAGCACAGGCUGGUUCAUCGCAUCUUCUACAUCACUGGUCGGAGAGAUGGAUUGUGAUGGACGAGAAUCCUGAGAUGUCUUCUUUCUGUUAUUACUGUGAUGAACCUUGUGGUGUUCCUUUCCUGGAUGCUUCUCCAACAUGGCAUUGCAUGUGGUGUCAACGCCUUAUACAUGUAAAAUGUCACCAUAAGAUAUCCAAAGAUUCUGGUGAUAUUUGUGAUUUGGGUUCUCUUAGAAGACUUAUCCUUUCUCCGCUCUCUGUGAAAGAAGAUGAUAAAGGAACAAUUGCAGGGCGAAUGUUCAGUUCUAUCACGGAAGAAUUUAUAGCUUCAUCAGUCCGUGGGCAGAUCAGAAGAAGGCGUAAUCGUAGCAAAAGUGGCGUUCCUAAUGGUAAAAAUCAGGAUGCUUCUGGUGCAAAUAUCGCGCUUGGAUAUGUGCUUAAUGGCCUUGUUGGCUUGGACAAAUCAGGCAACAAGAAAAAUGGGGACCACUUUACGAAGAAAGAUGGUCGAAUAUCUGGUUUAAGAGGCACACAAAAUGGAGCUAUGCAGAAAGACAGUGAUACAGGCCACGUGAAGAAGUAUACACUGGUUGAUUUGCCACAGGAUGCAAGGCCUCUUUUAGUUUUCAUCAAUGUUAAAAGUGGAGCUCGAUAUGGACCUUCUCUGAGAAGAAGAUUGAACAUGCUCUUAAAUCCAGUACAGGUUUUUGAAUUAAGUUCUGCCCAAGGUCCAGAAGCUGGUCUUAAGUUGUUUAGUUCUGUCCAAUAUUUUAGAGUUUUAGUGUGCGGUGGGGAUGGUACUGUUGCCUGGGUGCUUGAUGCCAUCGAGAAGCACAAUUUUGAAUCACCUCCACCAGUUGCUGUACUUCCUUUGGGAACAGGAAAUGACUUGUCAAGAGUUUUGCAGUGGGGUGGAGGUUUCUCAUCUAAUGAGGGACAAGGCUUAAGAACAAUUAUUACUGACCUCAACAACGCAGCAGUUACAAUGCUAGAUCGCUGGAAAGUUAACAUAAAAGAAAACCCAGAGCAGCAGGGUACCAAUAAAACACAAUCCAAGUUCAUGAUGAACUAUUUAGGUAUUGGAUGUGACGCAAAAGUUGCUUACGAAUUUCACACGACUCGAGAGGAAAGACCUGAAAAGUUCAGUAGUCAGUUUGUGAAUAAACUGCGAUAUGCUAAAGAGGGUGCGAAAGAUAUGAUGGAUAGAACCUGUGCGGAUCUACCAUGGCAGGUUCGCCUUGAAGUUGAUGGGAAGUACAUUGACAUCCCAAAGGAGUCCGAGGGUGUAAUUGUGCUUAACAUCGGGAGUUAUAUGGGAGGAGUAGAUUUAUGGCAAAACGACUACGAACAUGAGGAUGAUUUCAGCCUACAAAGUAUGCAUGAUAAAGUGCUUGAGGUUGUGUCUGUGUGCGGGGCAUGGCACCUUGGCAAACUACAGGUUGGACUUUCACAGGCUCGGAGGCUAGCUCAAGGAAACACGGUCAGGAUACAUCUAUCCACCCCUUUCCCGGUUCAGAUAGAUGGGGAGCCCUUUAUCCAACAACCUGGAUCUAUCGAAAUAACACAUCACGGACAGGUAUUCAUGCUGAGGAAGGCAUCCGAGGAACCAACAGGUCAUGCAGCAGCAAUUAUGACAGAGGUGUUGGUGGAUGCCGAGUGUAAUGGUGUGAUCAAUGCAGCUCAAAAGAAGUUACUUUUACAGCAAAUGGCUCUCCAACUCUCUUGAUUCGAAUUAGAGUCUGAGUCCUUCCAUUGUAGUCAUCCAUUUCCACGAUAGGAUAAAAAUUAAAAGACGAAGAAAAGAAGAGCAAAGAAACAUAGAAAAGAAGAAGGGAAUAUAUAUACUUGUAAACCCAAUAGGAGCUUUAACUUGGGCUCUGCUUAGCUGCCCAAUCACCUUUCAGACUGUUUCCUUUGUAGAAAAGAAGCAGUUCUCUGUGAUUAAAAUCAUACAAAAGGUAAAGAGAUAAUUGGAUGUGUCGAUAUAUGUAGUCGAGAUCCUUUUUGAUGUGUAAAUAAUUAUUAUAAAUACUAUCACCAGUUUUGUUCUACAAGAGCAGAUUUUGCCUAA
Molecule: messenger RNA, 2481 nt
Organism: Papaver somniferum (opium poppy)
Lineage: Eukaryota; Viridiplantae; Streptophyta; Magnoliopsida; Ranunculales; Papaveraceae
Product: diacylglycerol kinase 2-like
Exons: 7
Coding region: 1-2136 (711 amino acids)
Molecular function (GO): ATP-dependent diacylglycerol kinase activity
Source: RefSeq, a predicted model, not a curated record